Molecule: messenger RNA, 4149 nt
Organism: Closterium sp. Naga37s-1
Lineage: Eukaryota; Viridiplantae; Streptophyta; Zygnematophyceae; Desmidiales; Closteriaceae
Source: the annotation of a GenBank genome assembly
AUGACCUAUUACCGCGCGCGCGGACACCCCCUCGAUUCCCUCGUCGACCUCUCGCACCUCUCCUCCCUGCCCUCGCCCGCACACCCCUCCGCGCCCACCCGCAACGCACAUGCGCUCGCGCAGCGGUUCUCCGCGCCCACCUCCCCUUCCGGCUCCUCCGUUCACUCCGCCUUCGGCCCCUCCUCCGCUUCUGUCAUUCUCCCCCCUUCUUCCGCCUCCGCAAUCCUUCCGCCCCCUGCCCGCGGAGGCUCCGCCAACUACCGCUUCGCGCUGACCAAGCCUGGCGCAGGGGAACCAGGCGGAGGGGGAACAGGCGCGGGCGGGGUAGGGGAAUGGGUGGCGGAUGCGUACGCGCAGCGGAGAGGGAGUGAUGGGACGGGGGAAGGGGCUGGGCGAGGGGAAGGGCAGGGAAGCUUUGCGGAACGGGGGGAAUCGACGCGAGGGGGUGAGAAGGUGUGGAGGUCCCGCGUGGACAUAGGCGGGUCAGUGGAGGGUAGCAGUGGGUCAGGGGGGGAGGGAAGGGGAAGGCAAGGCGAGGAGGGCAAUGUGAGUGUCGCGGUGAAAGCAACAGCUGCUGCUCGUAUUGAUCCUCCUGCUGCUGCUGCUCUUGAAGGUGCCGCUGCCACUGCCACUGCCACUGGUACUCUGGCUCCCACUGCUCCCCCUGCUCCCCCUGCUCCUCUCCGCCCGCCCUCCCCGCCCUCCGCCUCCCUUGCUGCGCAUGCCUCCGCCCCGCCCCUCCACGCCCACACGUCAUCCCUCGCCUCCCCUUCCCCUGCCACCCCCGCCCCAACAUCCCCUGCCCCCACCACUCUCUCUGCUGCUCCCGCACCAGCAGCAGCACCAGCAGCAACCGCUGCCACUGCUCCACCUGCCCCCACUCACCACGCCUUCUCCCGCACUUCCUCCUCCUCUAAUCCCACAGCCCUCCACCCAUCAUCCACCCCAUCCCCCCUCUCCCCCCGCACUCACUUCGUCCCGCUCUCCUCCCCUUCUUGCCCGCACCCUGCCCUGCCCCUCUCCCCCUCCCCCACAUACGACCUCCCUAUUGCGCAUUACAGCUCCUCUCCCUCCGCCAGUGCUUCCCCCUUUCCCCCUGCGCGCAGCCCCUUCUCCCCCCCGUCCGCAGAGCUCCUGGCAGGCGCAGCAGCGAGAGGGGCGGGCAGGGCGGGCAGGGAGGGGGGCAUGGCGCGGGGAGGGGCGGAGCAGCUGUGGCGGGAGCGGGUCCUGGCAGCAGCAGGGGCGGCAGGGGGGGCUGCGCCCUCCGCUGCCCCCCCACCAGCAGCACUGGCGGUGGGGGGGGCAGGUGGGGCGGGGGAGUUGGUGGUGGGAGGACAGAGAGUGGACGCGGGGGGGCUGCUGGGGGGAGUGAUGGCGCAGAGGCGCGCAGUGGGAGGAGGGGGGAGAGGGGGGGCAGGGGGUGUAGGUGGAAUUGGGGCAUGGUAUGGGGUGGGCGGGGCAGGGGGGCUGGGGGGCGAACAGUAUGGGGAUGGGUACGGGGAGGCGCAUAAGAGGAGGCGGAGGGGGGUGGUGGGGUUGGCGGUGGGAGCAGCGGAGCAGGUGUGGCGGUGGUGGCUCGAGGCAGAGUGGGUGAGGGACUGGGCGAGGGACGGCAGAGAAGGCAGGGAGCAGAGAGACGGCAGGGAAGAGAGGGAUGGGAGAGAGGGGAGAGAGGGGAGAGAGGGCAGGGAGGGGAGGGAGGGGAGGGGUGCACGGAGAAGGCAGGUGGCGAUGGUGGGGUUGGGUGCGGUGGGCGGCUGUGUGCUUCUGGGGCUGCUGCUGCUGCUGCUGCUUGCUAGCCCGUCCCUGCCCUCCACUCGCAAGGUGGGCCACCUGCGUGUGCUGCUGCCCACUCGUGCCUUGCUGCUGCCCCUGCUUGCACCACACUGCUGCCAUCCCUCCCAUGCUGCCGCCACACUCUCGCAGUCGCAGGCGGCAGGAGAACCCUCGCCCAGGGCGGCAUCAGGAGCAGCAGCGGCCGAAGGUGACCCCUCGCCCCGGGCGGUGUCAGGCAGCACAGCAGCAGCGGUGCACUCUGACCUGCUGCUGCACUCGCAGGAGGACUUGGCGCGCCUGGAGGGCGCGGAGGAGGGGCAGUCGUGCUGGGCGCUGCACGAGCGCCCGCUGCUCCUCCCGCCCUCGCCCCACUCGCCCUCCCCCGCGCUGCUCUCCGCUCUCCGCGCCUACGAGCGCAUGCACGAGGAGUGUGUGGCGGGCGUGCAGAGCUGGGAGGCACACGCAGAGAAACUGGAGGCACCACGAAGCACAUGCAGCUACCUGGUGUGGUACGAGCCACAGACGCGCCCCAGUGUGGCGCAGCGCCUGCUGUCGCUGCUGUCCGCCUUCCUCUAUGCGCUGCUCACCCACCGCGCCCUGCUAGUUGACACUCACGGCGACCUGCCCAGUCUGCUGUGCAACCCCUUCCCGCGCUCCUCCUGGUGGCUGCCCGCGGGCCUGCCAGAGCAUUUCCGCCUGCACCCGCCGCACCAGGGCGAGUGGGUCAACGGCAGCACCAGCAACAGCUUCUUCGCUCCACUCAACCGCAGGGACGUGGCGACCAUCUACUUUGAGGCACAGCGCUACCCAUGGGACGAGCAGUUCUUCUGCUCCUCCAUGCAGACCCAGCUGGCCCGCAACGCCACGUGGCUCGCCAUGCUCUCCGACCAGCACCUGCUGCCCUCGCUCUUCCUGCUGCCCGCCUUCCACCGCCCGCUGCACCGCCUCUUCCCCUCCCGCGUGCUGCUGCACCCGCUCGCGCGCUACCUGCUGCUGCCCGCCAACGCCGUGUGGGAGCGCGCGCUCAGGGCGGACCAGGGGCACCUCGCGCACGCGUGGCGGUCCGUGGGCGUGCAGCUUGCAAGAUGCCAGGGGGUGCGUGCUGCUGCACCCACUAGCACGCUACCUGCUGCUGCCUGCCAAUGCCGUGUGGGAGAGGGCGCUCAGGGCGCACCAGGGCCACCUGGCGCACGCGUGGCGCUCUGUGGGCGUGCAGCUGGCGGCUGGGGGGAGCGUGGCGGUGAAAGAGGCGAUGAGGGAGGUGUGUUGGGGGGAAGGGGAGGGAUGAGGCAAGCCCUGGAGUGUGGCAUGUCACACGGCGUGCUACCGCUGCCCCUGGCGCCCUCGCAGCUGGCCGCUUUCCUCAACCACUCCUCCCGCGCUCGCCACCUCUCCCUCUCCUCCCGCUCCCUGCUGGAUGGGGCCGGAGAGGAGGGGAAGGAGGGCGGCGAAGGGGGAGGGCAGGGGGAUGGGCAGGGGGAAGCCAAGGGGGAGGGGAAGGGGGAAGGGGCGAGUGGAAGGGUGGGCAGGAGCGGGGGGAGCAGUCCUCAGCGGCGACGGUUUGGGCUAUUCUCUCGCCCGCGACGGGGCGAGGAGGCAAGGGCGGCAUCACACAAGAAAGAGGGGAAGGGGGGAGCUGGCGUGGGUGCAGGCGGGCAGACAAGAGUACAGAGCGGGGAAGCAAGCUCGAUCUCUCAUGAUGCUGCUGGCGCUGGUGGUGACAGUGAGGGCGAAACCAGGAGCAGCAGCAGCGGCGGGGUGGUGAGGGGGAGGGCGAGGGCGCGGGUGGUGGCAGUGUUUGUGGCGGCGGACAGCUUCGCGGCGUUCAAGUUCUUCAAACGCGCCUACGCGCAGUGGCCCACUGAGGACCACAGUGUGGUGGCGGUGCAUGCUGAGGUGGAGGAUGACUCGGAGGAGCGCCUGCUGUCGGCCAAUCAGAUGGAGAUGCUGCGAAUCUGGCUGCUCAGCACGUGCCAGGUCAUCAUUGCCAGCCCGGCAUCAGCAGAGGGCUAUCUAGCCAGCGGCCUUGCCGGCCGCCCUCCCUUCCUGCUCUCACCCCCUCUUCCCACCACCGCCACCACCGAGAGUCACAACGGCGACCCAGCAGCAGCAGCAGUAGUGGCAGCCGCAGCAGCAACAGGAGGGGUGGGGCAGGGCGGGUGCACGCGCAGUUGGUCAACAGAGGGGUGUCACCUGGGGGCGCCACUGUCCCUCAUAUGCUCAUCAUACCCGCGUGGGGACGGGUCGGCCGGGGUGAGGGAGCGAGGGCACCGCUCCACCGACCCGGCACGCUGGCUGCCCUUCCUGCGCCGCUGCCCCGACCACCCCCAGGGACUCACCCUACUGCCCAAGCUCACUCACCCUGACCCAUGA